AUGGAGUUCCAGCGGCGCAGGCUCGCCGGCCUGGUGGCGGAUCUCAUCCCCACCAAUGUCCUCGUCGAGCGCGCUCAUGCUGCCGACGAGGCAUCGGAGGCUACGCCCUCCUCGACCAUCUCUCCCUACCACUCCGACCUGGCUGGCGUGAACCAGCCCGUGAACAUGCUGUUCAAGGAUACCCUUUGGCUCACAUUCGGAGGCGCCGCCGUCAUCGUCCUCUUCAUCACCAUCAGCCGCAUCCUCUGGGCCCAGCUUCGCCAUGUAUCAGCUAUGAGCGUUGAUGGCGACAGGCAACACUACUGGAAGGUGACGCAGUGGAGCUGGAUGCCCAGUCUCAAGAAGAACCUCAUGUACGCGCCCCUCUGGAACAAGCGUCACAACAAGGAAAUCAAAGUGUCCAACAUCGGCGUCGGCACGCUCCCUUCUCGCAUGCACAGCUUGAUCCUCUUCAUCUACAUCGCCAGCAACAUGGUCUACAUGUUCUUCCUGAACUGGGAGAACAAGAACAUCUACUCCUUCUGCGCCGAGCUCCGUGGCCGUUCCGGAACCCUCUCCGUCGUCAACAUGGUCCCGCUGAUCAUCCUCGCCGGCCGCAACAACCCGCUCAUCGGCUGGCUCCACGUCAGCUUCGACACCUACAACCUUCUCCACCGAUGGGUCGGCCGCAUGUCCGUCAUCGAGGCCGUUCUCCACACCAUCGCCUGGAUGAUCGUCCAGGUCGCCGACAGCGGAUGGGACGGCGUCUGGCACCGCAUGUCGAACGAGCUCUUCAUCGGCUCCGGUAUGGCCGGCACCAUCGCCCUCGUGGUCAUCAUGGUCCUGUCCGUCUCGCCGGUCCGCCACGCCUUCUACGAGAUCUUCCUCAACGUCCACAUCAUCCUCGCCUUCUUCAUCUUCCUCAUGACCUACAUCCACUGCGCCGUCGCCGGUCUCCCCGGUGGCCUGCCCCAGCUCCCCUGGAUGAUCGCCAUCUUCAUCCUCUGGUUCCUCGAGCGCAUGGCCCGCAUUGUCCGCGUCGCCUACAUGAACUGGUCGGACCGUGGCGUCUCUGAUGCCAUCGUCGAAGCGUGCCCCGGCGAGACCACCCGCGUCACCAUCAACCUCCCUCGCUACGUCGACGUCAAGCCCGGCACCCACUGCUACCUCCGCUUCAAGGACAUUCGCCCCUGGGACUGCCACCCCUUCUCUGUCGCCUGGGUCGAGCACAUCCCCGACCACCGCUCCAUGCCCCUCGACGAGGAGAAGAACACCCUCACCGCCGUCGACAAGAAGAACUCCACCACCUCCAUCUCCUUCAUCAUCGGCGCCCACAAGGGCUUCACCCGCGACCUGUACAACGUCGCGCGCCAGAGCGGCGACCGCGCCAUCCGCAUGAGAGCCUGCCUCGAGGGCCCCUACGCCGGCCACCACUCCCUGGACUCGUACGGCCACGCCGUCCUCUUCGCCGGCGCUACCGGCAUCACCCACCAGAUCUCCUACCUCAAGCCCCUCAUCGACGGCUACAACAAUGGCAGCGUUGCCACCCGCCGCAUCACCCUCGUCUGGAUCGUCCGCGACUACGAGGCCCUCGAGUGGGUUCGCCCCUGGAUGGACACCGUCCUCCGCCUCCCCAACCGCAAGGACAUCCUCCGCAUCCAGCUCUACAUCACCCGUCCCCAGAACUCCCAGCAGAUCGUCUCCGCCUCCACAACAGUCCAGAUGUUCCCCGGCCGCCCCAACAUCCCGCUGCUUAUGAAGCGCGAGGUCUCAGAGCAGGUGGGCGCCAUGUGCGUGACCAUCUGCGGACCGGGCGCCCUGGCUGACGACGUGCGGUCUGCGGUGAGAGAGGUGCAGGGCGAAGGCACAGUGGUGGACUUUGUCGAGGAGAGUUUCACGUGGUAA
Colletotrichum karsti is the source of this 1884-nucleotide messenger RNA. RefSeq names its product ferric reductase like transmembrane component. Lineage: Eukaryota; Fungi; Ascomycota; Sordariomycetes; Glomerellales; Glomerellaceae. Gene Ontology annotation, molecular function: ferric-chelate reductase activity. Bases 1 to 1884 code for a protein of 627 amino acids. The record is from RefSeq and is a predicted model, not a curated record. Gene Ontology annotation, biological process: copper ion import; intracellular iron ion homeostasis; iron ion transport. The transcript has a single exon. Gene Ontology annotation, cellular component: plasma membrane.